AUGAAACUGCUCAAAAUUGUUGUUGAUGAGGAAUGUGUGCAAGAGUAUGGAGAAAUUGAUGAAGGUUUUGGGUGUGUCGAGGUGCCGCAAGUUGAAGUUAGCUUUCUGUUAUGGUAUGAAGUUGAUGAGCUGGCAUCGGUUAUGGUAGUUAUAUGGUGGUUAAGAAGUUUUGGUUGUAAUUGUUUUGGGUUUGGAAGUGGAGAAGUUGCAAAGGCACAGUUAAGCCAUGAAGUAAUAAGCAUGAAGAUUGGUCGUGGAAUUAGAAGAAUGAGAGUGAAGAUGGAUAAGUUUUGCAUAGGUUUAAGAAGGGUUAACAAGUAG
Messenger RNA from Vicia faba (fava bean), 321 nucleotides. Lineage: Eukaryota; Viridiplantae; Streptophyta; Magnoliopsida; Fabales; Fabaceae. The record is from the annotation of a GenBank genome assembly.